Periophthalmus magnuspinnatus is the source of this 4803-nucleotide messenger RNA. It is a transcript of the gene ppp1r12a, whose product is annotated as protein phosphatase 1, regulatory subunit 12A. Gene Ontology annotation, biological process: signal transduction. Bases 185 to 3373 code for a protein of 1062 amino acids. Gene Ontology annotation, molecular function: enzyme inhibitor activity; protein kinase binding; phosphatase regulator activity. The transcript has 26 exons. Gene Ontology annotation, cellular component: A band; Z disc; cytoplasm. The record is from RefSeq and is a predicted model, not a curated record. NCBI's taxonomy places the organism in Eukaryota, Metazoa, Chordata, Actinopteri, Gobiiformes, Gobiidae.
GCUGAGAUGCAGUUCUCGCGAGACUUUGAAACAAGUAUCCAGACGCCCUCUGCCUUUCGCUCGCAGAGAUACCUCCUCCUCCUCGCCUGCCCUCCCUUCCCACGCCCCAGUGCGCUGUGGGAUAGUGGCACUAUAAAGUAUAUCCUCUCUCGGAGAAAGAUAAGAACCCCGAGACAGGAGGGGGAUGAAGAUGGCGGACGCCAAGCAGAAGAGGAAUGAGCAGUUAAAGCGAUGGUUAGGCUCGGAGACGGAUUUGGAGCCUCCUGUUCUGAAAAAGAAGAAGACGAAGGUGAAGUUCGAUGAUGGCGCCGUGUUUCUGGCCGCCUGCUCAAGCGGCGAUACCGAGGAGGUGCUCCGUCUGCUGGACCGGGGCGCUGACAUCAACUACGCCAAUGUAGACGGCCUCACAGCUCUCCACCAGGCUUGUAUAGACGACAAUGUGGACAUGGUGACCUUCCUGGUGGAGCAUGGAGCCAAUAUCAACCAGCCUGACAACGAGGGCUGGAUCCCUCUCCAUGCUGCGGCCUCCUGCGGGUACAUGGACAUCGCAGAAUAUUUAAUCAGCCAAGGUGCCAAUGUAGGAGUUGUGAACAGUGAAGGAGAGACGCCUCUUGAUAUCGCUGAAGAAGAAGCAAUGGAGGAGCUCCUUCAGAACGAGAUCAACCGACAAGGAGUGGACAUUGAAGCUGCUCGAAAAGAAGAGGAGCGGGUCAUGCUGCGAGACGCCCGACAGUGGCUCAACAGUGGCCAGAUCCAAGAUGUCCGACAUGCAAAGUCCGGAGGAACGGCUCUUCAUGUCGCAGCUGCUAAAGGAUAUGUAGAGGUUUUAAAACUUUUAAUUCAAGCAGGUUAUGAUGUAAAUAUAAAGGACUAUGACGGCUGGUCUCCUCUACAUGCAGCAGCUCACUGGGGUAAAGAGGAGGCCUGUCGGAUACUGGUGGAAAACUUGUGUGACAUGGACCUCAUUAACAAAAUGGGUCAAACAGCUUUUGAUGUAGCAGAUGAGGAUGUCCUGGGAUACUUAGAAGAACUACAAAAGAAACAAAACCUAUUGAUGAAUGAGAAGAAAGAUGCUAAAAAGUCUCCUUUGAUUGAAACGAGUACCACUGGAGACAACAACCAAUCACUACAACCACUGAAGAGCAAAGAAACCCUGCUGCUUGAGCCCGAGAAGACUCCCCCACGAAUCGACACCUUAGAACCAGAGAAGGUGGAUGAAGAGGACGAGGGGAAGAAGGAUGAGUCCAGCUGCUCCAGUGAAGAAGAGGACGAGGAAGAUUCUGAGUCCGAAGCAGAAGCAGAAAAGGGCAAACCUUCAGCCGUGGUUAGCAACACCACAGCCACUACCCAAUCCACAGUUACAGUUUCAUCUCCUACAAGUCCAACCAACCAGGUGACCACGCCCACUUCACCCGUUAAAAAGGUUGUUCAGCCUGCUGGAAAAGUCUCUCCUAAAGUGGAGGAGGAGAGGAAAGACGAAUCUCCUGCAUCAUGGCGCCUGGGUUUGAGGAAGACCGGCAGCUACGGGGCCUUGGCGGAGAUCACAGCUACGAAAGAAGCCCAAAGAGAGAAGGACACUACAGGGGUGAUGCGCUCUGCCUCAAGUCCUCGUCUGUCCUCUUCUCUUGACAAUAAAGAUAAAGAGAAGGAGAAAGAUAAAGGAGCACGACUUGCAUAUGUGGCUCCCACUAUUCCCAGGAGACUGGCCAGUACUUCAGAUAUAGAUGAGAAGGAAAACAGGGACUCUAGUACAAACCUAAUACGCAGUGGCUCCUACACUCGGAGACGCUGGGAUGAUGACCUGAAGAACAAUGAAGGAAGCACCUCCACCAACCGAACCUCCAGCUACCAGCGCAGCACGUCUCAUACGCUAGCGCUAGGGCGCAGCGGCAGCACGCGGGACGUGCCGGCCAAGUCUUCGUCCACCUCCAGCUUGGACCCUAACACCUGUAGCACUAAACCCUGGCAGCCUCCCUCCUCUUACUACCAGUCUUACAGCAUUUACCGCAGUGGCUCUUUUGGAAGGAGACAGGAGGACUUGAGCUCCACGACCACUUCGUCGUCCACUACAACCACCACCACCUCAUCUGUUACCUCACCCACAGGCCACCGAGGCCUGCUCUCUAGUCUGGGCUCGUCCUCAACCCGCACUGGCUCCACCAGUCUCACCAGCAGGUACUGGUCAGAGGACAGUGCAGAGAGGGAAAAGGAGAAGGAGUCUGCUGCGGUUAUUCCAACUAUAAACACUGGCUCUACUACAACAGUCACGUCGACCACUACCACAAGCAACAUACCUACCACUACCACCAAUACCACUGGCACCGGGACUGGGCCAGAGCGACGAAGGUCUUAUCUAACACCAGUGCGAGAUGAAGAAUCAGAAUCCCAGAGAAAAGCUCGCUCCAGGCAAGCCCGACAGUCCAGAAGGUCUACACAGGGUGUAACUUUGACUGAUCUACAAGAAGCUGAAAAAACAAUAGGCAGAAAUCGUCCCUCAACAAAAACUCGGGAAGAGGAGAAGGAGGAAAAGGAAAAACAGGACAAAGAAAAGCAGGAGGAGAAGAAGGAGACUGAGACCAAGGAGGAGGACUACAGGUCCAAGUAUCGCAGCUUUGACGAACGAUACCGAACUCCCUCCUCAACUUCGACCUCCAGCCUCUCUACAGUCAGCACCACCUCCUCAUCGUCCUACUCCAGCUCUCUCAACAGACCCAACAGUCUGACGGGGAUCACCUCCUCCUACAGCCGCUCCUACAGAGACGCAGAGAAAGAAAUUGAGAAGAAGGAGGAGGAAAAAGACGGAGAGGACAAGUCUCAACCACGCUCCAUACGGGAUCGCAGGCGGCCCCGUGAGAAGCGACGAUCCACUGGUGUCUCAUUUUGGACCCAAGAUGGUGAUGAAAACGAGCCAGAGCAGCAGUCCGAUUCAGAGGAGGGCAGCACCAAAGGGGACUCGCAGAGUGAAAGGUUAUCGAGCUCUUCAUCUUUAGACCGUAAUGAUGCUCUUUUUAGCCGUAGCUAUGAGAGUAGAAGACCAUACUCUAGCCGGCAUGAUAAAGAUGACACCACGGACUAUAAAAAGCUCUAUGAGCAGAUCUUAGCUGAGAACGAAAAGUUAAAAGCCCAGUUACGGGACACAGACUUGGAGUUGACAGAUUUGAAACUACAACUUGAGAAGGCCACACAGAGGCAAGAACGAUAUGCUGACCGGUCGCAGCUGGAGAUUGAGAAAAGGGAAAGAAGAGCUCUAGAAAGGAAGAUAUCUGAAAUGGAGGAGGAACUUAAGAUGCUCCCAGACUUGAAAGCAGACAACCAGAGACUAAAGGACGAAAACGGAGCACUCAUUCGAGUCAUUAGCAAGCUUUCCAAGUAGAGCAGGACCCCCACCCCAAUUUCUGCACCCCUAGUCCCCCUGGCAGUGACUAAUGGAAUUGCACAUUUAGAAAUUAAUUGCAACAGACAUCAGAGACAAGACUCCUUUUUUCAUAUACUCUUCACUACUCUUUAGCUCCCUUUGCUCAAAGCUGCAGUGCCCAUUCUUCGUUCAUCCUCUGCUCCAAAUCUGGCUACAUAAUACCCACGGUCCCAAACCAACCACUGAGUUUACAAAGGAAAAUGGUUGUAUGAUGAGCAUGUCAAAGCAUUGUGGGCGGGGAAGCCGAAAAACUAUUUAACCAAUAAGCCUUAUUUGUAGAUUUAAAAAGAAACACUUGCAUCGACCUCUCGGCUCUCACUGAAGAACAGAUAUUAUUCGACACCUGAUUUUAUUUGUGCCACAAUCUCUUAUUUGUAUGUUUUUGUUUCCUUUUUUUGUAAGCCUUGUUUGCUGUGCAGUUUCCCCCGUGUCUCCCUGUUUGCCCUCUAAGUGCCACCUCCGGCCUUUUGUCCGCUCCUGUGGCCAGUACAGGAAGCCCCUGUCUCACGCAAACGCACCCUGUCCUGCUUUUGUCUUCCUCCAAGAGGGACAACUGUCAUUCUUGCUUUAGCAAUUUGAGGCAAAACUGGUGGAAUUUAAGCUUUCAUUGUAUGUGCAAUAUGCAUUUUUUUUAAUGCUUUAAUGACUCCGUCACAGGUAGAUUUUCACUCUUCCACCACACUCAUGGCCCACUCUGCUCCCCUCUUUUUAAGUUUGUAGUGUAGUCAGUUAUACUCUUUUCACUUGUUUUAGCAGGUACUGAGUGAUGCUGUAUAUACCUGUAUGUGUUUGUUUGAGAUCAGCACAUGGCAUGCAUUUAGCUUUCCCGUCUGUUACUAUUAAACGUAUACAAAUUCCAGAGAUCAAGAGGUGUGUUUUAAUUAUUUUAUUUAGAGACAAACAGAUGAGCCUCUCUUUAAGAGAAGGCAGUAAUGUUUAGUGCUUUCCGGUUUAGGCAACUGUACACAAAAUAGUGAGAUAAGCGCUUUUCUACAUUUCACUUUCUGUCUUGGAAGAAGGCUUUUUGUUUUCGUUCCAUUUUAAAGCUGUAGUAUUAUAGCCAAGAUGUUGCUAACCCAGUCUUUUUACAAUGUCUUCAUGCACUGUCAAUGCCAUGUGAGGAGUCCUGAUGUCAGGAUUGAGCUGAUGCCACCAAUAUUCCACACAUGUAAAUCAUUGUAUGCAUUUCAGUGGCCUUUUUAAGGAUAUUUUAGUAAAAGAAGAGAAAAGUCACUGGGGAUGGAUGACCAUCUACUUUGGUUUAGACUUGUUUUUGUUUUUUCAUCAUCUUGUAAAAUAGGUGUGUGGCUUAUAACAUGCAAGCUGUGCUGUGACUACCAACCACUGAAGAGUUCAUUAAAAUAAAGUUGUACAUUGUAAAAAUUUAA